Molecule: messenger RNA, 1323 nt
Organism: Tigriopus californicus
Lineage: Eukaryota; Metazoa; Arthropoda; Copepoda; Harpacticoida; Harpacticidae
Product: SAP domain-containing ribonucleoprotein-like
Exons: 3
Coding region: 165-1079 (304 amino acids)
Biological process (GO): poly(A)+ mRNA export from nucleus
Cellular component (GO): nucleus
Source: RefSeq, a predicted model, not a curated record
GUUAAUAAACACAUGGCUGUUGACAAAACAAAACAAGCGACCCAAUCUCAGUGUUCAAUUCAACUGGUCCGAUUCACGCCCCACCACACGCCUACCUCCACCGAAUCGGACCUGAAAUCGAAUCUGAAGGUAUCUGGGAAGUCAUUUGGUUCCAGAUUAAGAUCAUGGCUGAAGGUGGAGAACUCGAUUUAGGCUCGAUGAAAGUGGCGGAUUUGAAGCGUGAGCUCAAAUCCCGGAGUUUGUCCGUGACGGGCAACAAAACCGAGUUGCUGGAGCGUCUUCAAUUGGCCGUAAUGAGUGAGUCUGACAUCCUAGCCGACGACCCCGAGGACCUCAAUCCCGAGGAUUUGACGGGGGACCAGGCCAGCCCCGUCCCGCCCACCAAGAAGGCCAGGUCAGGCGGCUCCGAGGCCUUGCCCAAGAAGAAAGUCCCCAUCAAGCGCGACAAUCCAGUCUCGACUGAAACACCCGAAGAUAAGAUCCAAGAGGAGCUUGACGCGGGCGCUCCCACCGCCAAAAAAGCUCACGUGCCCGUCACCGCCGAAACCAACGCCACUCCCACCUCCACCCCCACCCUAUCUACUCCAAACACCGACGACCAAAGCGCGCCCAAGGCCCAACCCGACGUCAAGGUCGAUGUGGACAAGGCCAAAGCCCGAGCAGAGCGAUUUGGCAUUAAAGAGCUGUCUGACACCACCAAGAAACUGGAUCGAGCCAAUCGCUUCGGAUUGCCCGUCGAGACUCCAUCCGCCUCCGAAACCACCACCACCCCUGGAACCACCUCUGCUGCCGCAGAAAAGAGUCCGGGUAAAGCGUCGAAGAUUGGUGGCGCGCCCACAGUGGACAUGGAUACGUUGAAGAAGCGGGCCGAGCGAUUCGGCCAAAGCACAUCCAAGACCCUAAAGGAGAUGGAGAUGGACGAGAAGAUCAAGAAGCGUCAGGAGCGAUUCGGGGUGGUGGCACCGGUGGGCAAGAAUGAGCCCAAGCCCAAGGUCAUCUUUAACACAAGUGUGAACUCAGUCGUGUUGGACGAGAAGAUGAAGAAACGGGCAGAACGGUUUGGGAUCACCUCGGCUUAGAAGCAAGCGGCCAAACUGAGGAGUGUGUAUGUGUAGAUAAAUGUAAAGCGCAAGAGUUGGAUCUCAGCCGUGGUGCAAAGACGGGGGCUGAAAUGAGAGAUGUUUUUCGCACUACUACUACUACUACUACUACUACUACUACUACUACUAUUAUUAUUAUUAUUAUUAUUAUUAUUUGUCCGGAGUGCUCGGUAAAUCAAAUCAUGUGGAUAUGUUGCUAAUACAAGUUAAUACUUAAUUUGAA